UCACUACAGCACACUGUAGAGAUCCAUCCAGUCUCUGAAGUCCUCUUCAGUGCUAAGGAACAACUGGAGCAAGAUAUCCUCCAACCUCAGGAUGUCAGCACUCCAGUUAGUUCCCCUAAAGAUGAUAGAUUGGAAGAGCUGGACAAGGAUAAGACUUCUCUGCAGGAAAUUGCAGAGAUUAAUGAUUUUGGAGAAGCUCCAGGCUCUGAAGUCCUUCCCGCUGCUGAGGACCUCCAAAGUCUAGAUAGUUCCACUGAAGAUGAUGAAGCGGAGGAGCCAGACAGCGGACACAUUUUCUGGCGAUACGAAUUUGGGCCCAAGCUGGGAAGAGGAGGCUAUGGCCAUGUGCAUGCAGGGACUCGCUGCAAGGAUGGCCUCAAGGUGGCUGUGAAAAUUGCAGAAAAGACUACAGAUUUGCCAUAUAUCAGAGUUCCUGGCCAUCCCAGUCGCCUUCCAAUGGAGAUUGGCCUGACACUAAUGGCCAAUAUGGGCCCCAGUGUUCCACACAUAAUCAAACUCCUGGACUGGCAGGACGACCCCGACUACUAUGUCAUGGUCUUGGAGCGGCCCAUGCUAAGCAUGAGCCUGUUUAGUUUCGUGAAGCUCCGACAAAGGCUCGAAGAGGGGAUAUCACGACAUUUAAUGUGGCAGGUCAUUCAUGCCGCUAACAUUUGCUGCGAGCGUGGCGUCUUCCAUAGAGAUAUAAAAUUGGAAAACAUCCUGGUGAACCCGGACACGUUCGAGGUUAAGUUGAUCGACUUCGGCUGCGGCAUGCUCAUGAAGGACUCUGCCUACAUGUCCUUCAGUGGUACAGAAAUGUUCUGUCCACCGGAGUUCUAUGUCGACGGCGGGUACUAUGCAAAGCCAGCGACAGUUUGGUCAUUAGGGAUCCUGCUGUUAGUGAUGGUGUGCGGGUAUUAUCCGGACGACAAAGACCUGCAAAUGAUCAGCAGGAAUGAAUGGUCCAAACCCGACUUGUCACAAGAAUGCUGCCAGAUGAUUUGUGAUUGUCUGCAGCCGGACCCCCAGCAGAGACUUGUUCUGGAGGAGAUGCAGCUCCAUGACUGGUUUCCGGUCGUGGAGUAAGACAUGGAGAGGAACAGAAAACGACUCCCUGCCACGGCCACUCUUUUAUUUUCUGUCUUCACUUAGGCCUUUGUGUCCUGGUAGCUCCUGGCGGCUUAAAGUGGCAUUAUUCAUUUAUAAUUUGA
This is a messenger RNA of Carassius carassius (crucian carp), 1211 nucleotides long. Its product is annotated as serine/threonine-protein kinase pim-1-like. The record is from RefSeq and is a predicted model, not a curated record. Gene Ontology annotation, molecular function: ATP binding; protein serine/threonine kinase activity. Gene Ontology annotation, cellular component: cytoplasm. The coding region runs from base 457 to 1086 and encodes 209 amino acids. Lineage: Eukaryota; Metazoa; Chordata; Actinopteri; Cypriniformes; Cyprinidae. Gene Ontology annotation, biological process: protein autophosphorylation; negative regulation of apoptotic process; regulation of mitotic cell cycle. The transcript is spliced from 8 exons.